CCUUAAGUGUGAGGUCCUGUGUGCGAAUACAGACACUGUGCGCUUGGUGUCGGCACCUUCAUGUUAAGGGGUGAGCGGUGAGUAGCCACGUGGCAUCAGUUCAGGGCAGCUACAUCAAAUGGGUCUUUGGAGGGCCUGGAUAACCAGGAGGGAGGGGUGUGCCAGACAAGAGCCAUGAAGAUCCUCAUGAAAGUUGGACAAGAUGCGAGUUCUGCUGGGUCAACCAGGCACAACGAUCCAACACGACGCCCAGAACUAGAAGCCGGUACAAAUGGAAGAAGUUCAACAACAAGUCCCUUCGUCAAACCAAAUCCAGGUCCCAGCACGGACGGCAGCAGCGCCGGGCAUUCGGGGAACAACAUCCUCGGUUCCGAAGUGGCCUUAUUCGCCGGGAUUGCUUCCGGGUGCAUCAUCUUCGUGGUCAUCAUCAUCACGCUGGUGGUGCUGCUGCUCAAGUACCGCCGGGGGCACCGGAAGCACUCGCCGCAGCACGCGGCCGCGCUGUCGCUCAGCACGCUGGCCACCCCCAAGCGCGGCGCGGCCGCCAGCGGCUCGGAGCCCAGUGACAUUAUCAUCCCGCUGAGGACUGCGGACAGCGUGUUCUGCCCGCACUACGAGAAGGUGAGCGGGGACUACGGGCACCCGGUGUACAUAGUGCAGGAGAUGCCGCCCCAGAGCCCGGCCAACAUCUACUACAAGGUCUGAGCCGCGGCGGCACCUUCGCGUCCGGAGGAAACCCAGCGUCGCUGCCCCAGAGGGGCGGGUGGCCCCCGCGGCUCAGCGGACCGGAGCGCGGCGGGGACAGGGAGCACUCCUUCUCCGAAGAGCGCUGUUGAGCUGGACAGCUUACCCAGUCCGUAGCGCUCGGACCGCGGGGAGGAGGACACCGGCCGCCGCUGUCGGCGGGGAGGAGGCCGGGUGGAAGGUGCCCGCCUCGCCCCUGCCGCCUGCAGGCCCUGCGCCAUCACCUGGGCCUGCGGGGCGGGGCGGGGCGGGGCGGGGCGGGCCCUGAGCAACUCGGCAGGUGUCGCCCUCUCCAGGAGCACCGGGACUUGUCACACGGACCUCUGGUGGGGGGAGGCUUUCCGAGGCCCCGGCCUGGCCCUCACCGUUGUUGCACACACCCCUGCCGACCUCUGGGGCUCUGCAGCCAGCCCCUCACACCACACCCUGCACCUCGGCGCGAACACUCACCUUGGGAGUCUCCUGCCCUGCCCGGUCCUCAGCAGUGGCGCCAUGGGUGACACGCUUCUGGAAACCCUGUCUGCUGAGGAGCCUUCUGCCGCCAAGACCAGAAAGCCCAGGAGUUACUGGCCUGGGAGCAGGGCCGGGGGCUGUCUGUGAAUGCGUCCGGAGCAGAGGCGGAGGGGGCCCCGGGGGUGGUACAGCACUUUGGUUGGCUGAGAUUUUAAGAGGCAAGCAGGAGGCACCACACAGGCGGUGGCGCCGGGGCCUCUGAGGGUCCGCUGGUCGCAGGGCCGCGCGCGCAGGAAGGCUGGAGUCUCCCGGGGCAGAACAAAGGGGCGGUGGACCACCAGGCGGAGGGCCGCCGCACGGACCUGGGCAGGACUGCUCGGUACUGGCAAUAAGGCGUCGGCUUGGGCGCUGUGGGAGAGUCGGUCUGCUCUGGAUGACGUUAGGGCAGACCCUGCUGCUAUUCUGGUCACAUUUAUGAAACACAGGGAAAGCAUUGAGGAGAGUGGCAGGGAGCCAGGGCUGACCUAGCCCUUUCCAAGCCAGAGGUCAGAGAGGCUGCGGUUCCAUCAUCAUUCACGUUAGGGAGGCUUCUCCUCUAUAAAAGGUAGGUCAGAUUCCCCGUCCACCCCUCCCCCCAGGGCCCUCCGUCCCCUCUCCCCCCACCCCCACCUGAGCCUCAGGACCCUUUGGUCUAUGGCGGUGCUGUCCUGUCCGGCUGCAAGGGCGGACGCGGAGGUACCAAGCGAGGCCACAGCGCACCCGUGUCGGGUGAAGCACUCUGGGAACCUCUUUGAGUCCUUCAGACGGAAAUAAAUGAUGAUGUCGAGGGGAAGAAGGAAGAAGGCUCGUAUUUAUAGUAGGUCUAUAGAACACAAGGGAUAGAGAGCGAAAGAUUUGUACUAAUAUAUACAUUAAGAUUGCACACAAAUCACAGCAGAGAGAUGUGAAAUUCACCUGUGGUAAUUACGCGGUCCCAAUGCCCAGUGCUUACAAAAGAAAAACUGGGCAGCUACUUCUCGGGAAAACAACCUCGCUCCAAAAAUGACAAUAACAGGAGUAAACACAAAAAUAACCCAGUCCUCCGAAGGCAUCUCCCGUCACCCUAGACUAGAAAACGCAAGCCCCACCAACCAGGAAAUGGAUGUUACCGCAUCAUAGAGUUAACAAAGGCAAGCAAAGACGCUCCAGCAUUUCUGUUUCUGUGUUGUGUUUUAUGGCUAAAGUGGUCGCUGAGAUCCACCAGGUCCCCUCGGAGGGGGUUUGGGCUGAAAGUUGAGCUCCGGCCCCCUCCCCCCGCCCCCUUCCCCAUGCCCUCCCUUUUGGGAAACAAAAAUGAGUAAACAGGAAACCUACUUUUUGUGUGCUAUGCAAAAUAGACAUCUUUAACAUAGUCCCGUUACUAUGGUAACACUUUGCUUUCUGAAUUGGGAGAGAAAAAAAAAUGUAGCAACAGCAUUUUAAGGUUCUCAGACCUCCAGUGAGUACCUGCAAAAACAAAUUGUCACGGGGAUUUUCAUUCUCCAUUUCCUGAACCUGAAAAUGAUGUUGGUCCAAAGUGCGUGUGUGUAUGUGUGAGUGGGUGAGUGGUACACAUGUGUACAUAUAUGUAUAAUAUAUAUCUACAAUAUAUAUUAUAUAUAUCUAUAUCAUAUUUCUGUGGACGGUUGCCAUGGUGACCAGCCAUAGUACAUAUGUAAUUCUUUCCAUCACCCCACCCUCUCCUUUACGUGCAUUCGUGCAAGAUUUUCUUGUAAGCCAUCAACAAUUACCUUUAGGAUGGGGGAGAGGGGGCAAGAAGGGGAAAAAUGGGAAAUAGUCUGAUUUUAAUGAAAUCAAAUGUGUGUCUCAUCAGUUGGCUACAUUUUGGUUAUAUGCUAAACUGUGAAAAAUCAGAUGAAUUUGAUGAAGAGUUACCUGCAACCAAUUGAAAAGUGUUCUGUGCGUCUGUUUUGUGUCUGGUGCAGAAUAUGACAAUCUACCAACUGUCCCUUUGUUUGAAGUUGGUUCAGCUUUGGAAAAAGUUACUGUAAAUGCCUUGCUUGUAUUAUCAUCCCUAGUCACCUGACUUUGGAAUUUGCACCGUAAACGUUUAAGUGAAGAUGCUGUAAAUAGGUUCAGAUUUUACUGUAUAUGGAUUUGGGAUGUUACAGUAGCCUUAUUCACCUUUUUAAUAAAAAUACACAUGAAAACAAGACAGAAAUGGCUUUUCUUACCCAGAUUGUGUACAUAGAGCAAUGUUGGUUUUUUAUAAAGUCUAAGCAAGAUGUUUUGUAUAAAAUCUGAAUUUUGCAAUGUAUUUAGCUACAGCUUGUUAAAAGGCAGUGUCUUUCCCCCUUUGCACUGUAAUGAGGGAAAAAAAAUGGUAUAAAAGGUUUGCCAAAUUGCUGCAUAUUUGUGCCGUAAUUAUGUACCAUGGAUAUUUAUUUAAGAUUUCGUUGUCCAAUUUGUAAGUAACACAGUAUUAUGCUUGAGUUAUAAAUAUUUUUUUUCUUUCUUCAUUUUAUUUUAAUAGCCUAUCAUAGGUUUUCAGUCUGCUUUCCUUCCUUCCACAUUGCAGUCAGCCCCCCGAAACACAAUCCGUGAGGUCCCAUUCCACGUCUGUUUCAAACUGAAUUUGUUCUUAAAAAAAUAAAAUAUUUUUUUCCUAUGGAAAAA
Molecule: messenger RNA, 3852 nt
Organism: Suricata suricatta (meerkat)
Lineage: Eukaryota; Metazoa; Chordata; Mammalia; Carnivora; Herpestidae
Gene: EFNB2
Product: ephrin B2
Exons: 4
Coding region: 175-705 (176 amino acids)
Source: RefSeq, a predicted model, not a curated record